AUGGUCAUACCUGCAUAGUUUUUUGAUUCACAAAUCCAUGGGUGAUACCUGCAUAGUUUUUUGACUCACAAAUCCGGAGGUGGUACCUACUGCCUGAAUAUACUAGGGGGUUUUCCCAAGCCUCUACUGCCGGAAUACGAAUUUCUAUCCGUUUAUGGGAUGUUAAGACAGGAUAAUAAAAAGCCAAAUUAGAUGGUCAUUCAAAUUGUGUUAAUUCAAUUUGUUACUCUCCUGAUGGUACUACAUUAGCAUCUGGUAGUUAUGAUAAGUCUAUCCUUUUAUGGGAUGUUAAGACAGGAUAUUAAAAAACCAAAUUAGAUGGUCAUUCAGGUUUGGUUAAUUCAAUUUGUUACUCUCCUGAUGGAAAAACAUUAGCAUCUGGCAGUAGAAAUAACUCUAUCCGUUUAUGGGAUGUAAAAACAUCAACGGAAAUACUCCAAUCAGAUAGUAGCUAUAAAGAUUUACUUGCCUAGUUUAACAUACCUCUCAAGAAUAGCUCCUUAUUGCCAAAUAGUAUUUAUUAUUAGUUAUUAUUUAGUUAAUCCUUAUUGUACAAUACUUAGAAUAUCCUAGAAUCCUUUGUUCCAAGCACCAGGAACACUUAUCCUAUAAGGACAAUUCAUUAAUUAUUAAGGGAUAGAUUUAAAACCAUUGUUUAAAUCCAAAGGAAGUUGCUUUUUAGAAAACUUAAAGCAAAAUUGA
Messenger RNA from Paramecium octaurelia, 702 nucleotides. Lineage: Eukaryota; Ciliophora; Oligohymenophorea; Peniculida; Parameciidae. The record is from the annotation of a GenBank genome assembly.